CUAACCCUAAUUUUUUCCUUCUUCCUCAUCCUCCAAUGGUGAUUAACCAUAGUAGUCUUCUCCUCCUUUUCUUCUUCUCCACUCUAUUCAUUAUACCUAUUAAUAGCCAAUUACUCUCGUCGAUAAUCCAUUGCUCCGAUACUAGUGGUGAUCGAAACACCUACAUUAUUCAUGUCGAAACAGCUAAUGCCACUAAAUUUCUCGCCCGGGAAGCUCGAGAAAGAUAUUAUAGAUCAUUUCUUCAACCAUUGUCCUCUUCCGGUGAGCAACUUAUGUUAUACUCAUACAUGCACGCCAUUAAUGGCUUCGCCGCAAGAUUAACCGAAGCCGAAGUGAAGACAAUGAUGAAAAUGAAAGGCUUUGUUCAUGCACAAAAAGAUCAAGAAUACAACCUACACACAACUCACUCACCUGAUUUCCUAGGGUUACAACAAGAUCACUGUUUUUGGAAGGAGUCUAACUAUGGCAAAGGUGUAAUCAUCGGAGUUUUAGACACAGGCGUGAUGCCGAACCACCAGUCUUUCACUGGAGAAGACAUGCCUUUGCCACCGGCGAAGUGGAAGGGAAUUUGUGACUUUGAUAUACCAGUAUGCAACAAUAAGCUUGUUGGAGCAAGAGGGUUUCUCCGUGGAUGUAGAAAUUCUCCGGUGGAUGACAAUGGCCAUGGAAUGCAUACCGCAAGCAUCGCCGCCGGAAACUUUGUUGCCAAUGCUUCUGUCCUUGGUCAAGCAAAGGGCAAUGCCUCCGGCAUUGCGCCGAAAGCUCACCUUGCUAUCUACAAGGUCUGCUACAAGCAUUGCCAUGGUAGUGAUAUACUUGCCGCCAUUGAUCAAGCUAUCAGUGAUGGAGUUGAUGUGCUCUCUAUAUCAAUUGGCGGCAGGCCGGAUCCUUUCUACGAUGAUCACAUGGCAAUUGGCGCUCUCGCUGCUGUCGAAAAAGGGCUUUUCGUUAGCUCAUCGGCAGGGAACAUGGGACCGAAGGAGAGUUCCGUCGAGAAUAAUGCUCCAUGGAUGCUAACAGUUGGGGCAAGCACCAUGGAUAGAAGUAUUAGAGUGACUAUAAAGCUCGGCAACGGAGAAGAAAUCAACGGUGAGUCUGCUUACCAACCAGAUAACUUCCCUUUCACAAUGCUUCCUCUUAUCUUCCCUGGAGAGAAAGGAGUUGUAAGAGCAAAAACAUGCUCCGAUGGCUCCCUCGACGGAAUUAAUGUCCGGGGUAAGAUAGUUUUGUGUGAGACUGGCGGUGGUGUUAACAAUAGCAUCGAAAAAGGUAUGGUCGUUAAGAACGCCGGCGGCAUAGCGAUGAUUCUCAUGAACCAAGGAAAACAAAUGCUCACUGUGAAAGCUAGAGCUCAUGUACUUCCGGCAGCUCAGAUUAGCUAUGGUGAUGCUUUGAGGAUCAAAAAGUACAUGAAAGCUUCUCCAGUGGCCACUGCGGGAAUUUUAUUCAAGGGGACAGUGUAUGGAACUCCGGUGUCACCGAGCAUCGCUUCCUUCUCCGGCCGGGGACCUAGUGUUAUCAACAAUGGUGUGAUGAAGCCGGAUAUAGUUGGGCCCGGAUUGAACAUCCUCGCAGCAUGGCCAUCCCCCGCCGACUGCGGCGCAAUGCCAACCUUCAACAUGCUCUCCGGCACAUCGAUGGCCGCACCUCAUCUUGCCGGAGUUGCUGCCUUGCUUAAGGCAUCACACCCUGAUUGGUCUCCGGCUAUGAUCAAGUCAGCAAUCAUGACGACAGCCGAUGAAUUACGACGGGAUGGUAAACCGAUCUCCGAUGAGACUGGCAAUAGUACUAAUUAUUUCGCCACGGGUGCCGGCCAUGUCAAUCCAUCAAAAGCUAAUGAUCCAGGUCUUGUUUAUGAUAUCGACAUCGAUGAUUACAUAUCUUAUCUUUGUGGAUUAGGCUACAGUGAUCGACAAGUCUCUGCUGUGGCACGCCGUUACAUCGAGUGCUUAAGCCGGAAGGCGAUCACAGCCGAGGAAUUGAACUACCCUACAUUUACAGUGAGUGUGGCCUCUGAAUCACAAAAGACGGUCACAAGGACUGUGAAGAACGUUGGAGAAAACAAUGCUGUGUAUACGGUGCAAGUUGAUGCACCGGAGGGGGUGAAGGUUGAUGUAUAUCCGGAAAAGAUCGAGUUUUCGGAGAUUAAUCAGACGGUGGUGUAUGAUGUAUACUUCACCGCUGGUGAUACUAGUGACAGAAUUGGAUCAGUUUCAGAAGGACAACUUAGAUGGGUUUCUGGCAAGCAUGUUGUGAAGAGUGCUAUCACUGUUAGCUUUGUUUAAUUAGGGUUUCAAUAGGAAGUCUUCAGUUCCUUGUUUGUUUGAGAGAAAA
Dioscorea cayenensis subsp. rotundata (Guinea yam) is the source of this 2334-nucleotide messenger RNA. Its product is annotated as subtilisin-like protease 4. Lineage: Eukaryota; Viridiplantae; Streptophyta; Magnoliopsida; Dioscoreales; Dioscoreaceae. The coding region runs from base 36 to 2285 and encodes 749 amino acids. Gene Ontology annotation, biological process: proteolysis. The transcript has 2 exons. Gene Ontology annotation, molecular function: serine-type endopeptidase activity. The record is from RefSeq and is a predicted model, not a curated record.